AUGGAGGAAUUGGAAUUAUUAAGAAAAAAAUUAUAUUUAAUACAAAAAGAUAAGAUCGAUCAAAAGUUAUCAGAAAGAAAUAGUAUCGAGAUUAUUUUGAAAAUGAUAGAUUUGAAGAUGGUGGAUAUUAUAUUUAGUUUGGAUGGUAAGGAAUAUAUUACACCAAAGCAACUAGAGUUUGAAAUUAAAGAUGAGAUAUUAAGAUCGGGUGGUAGAGUAGUUAUAACAGAUUUACAGCCAUUAUUAAAUGUUGAUUCAAGCUAUAUUCAAGAUGCAAUUGUUCAAAUAAAAAAGAAGGAGGGUCGUUCACUUCAAAUUUACCAAGGAGAGUUGUUAACAAAGUAUUAUUUAGACUCUGUGGUUCAAGAAAUUCAAGAGCAGCUUUUGGAAGUUGGCAAAUUACAUAUAAACGAUUUAUCAAAUAGAUUCUCAUUAGGCGUCGAUUUAUUAACAGAUAUUAUUCAAUCCAGAGUCGGUAAAUCUUUAAAUGCUGUAUUUGACUCACAAGAGGUACUCUAUACUCAAGCUCAUAUCGACAGACAUUAUCAUAAAGUAAUGGGUUUAUUUUCAUCAGUAACUCAGCCUUGUAUAAUCUUGCAACUCAUUAGAAAACAACCAAUUCAAUAUCAGUUCAAUGAAAGAUUGGUUGUUCAACAGUUACAGCAAUUAAUAGAUUCAAAAAGAAUUCAGGGUAUAAUUCAAGGUAAAGGUAAUAAUGCAGAAUAUAUACCAAAUAUUUUUUCUAGCCAAAGAUCAAAAUGGAUUGAAACUUUUUAUAAUCAAAAUCAAUUUAUAACUUUUGACUCACUAUUAAAGUUUCAAAUUAAUGAUCCUGUUUCUUAUUUAAAAAAUAAUUUUAAAAAUGGCAUAGCAUUAUCUUCAACCUUUAUAAAUAACUCUAUAAUAGAUAAAAUCGAUGAUAGCAUUACAGAUAUUAUCGAAAAUUCUUCUUGGUUAGAAAUUUUGCCAUUAGUACCAUCACCAUUAACAAAUAAAGAUAUUUCACUUUUAAUUUCAAAUUGCCCAAAUAUGAAAAUAACAAAUAGUUUUGAAGAAAAAGCAAUAGUUUUAAAUGACAAUUAUAUUAUUAGUAAAACCUUUAUUGAUCGUUGCUUUUCAUUAUUAAAAAAUACAAUUCAAGAAAAAAUUGAAAAUUAUAAAGAGUUUUUAGAGGAAGAAAAGGAAAAGUCAGCAACUACAACAACAUCAUCAAAUAAAGCAAGUAAAAAACCAAAUAACAAAGUUAAAAGUAGAGGUAAACAACAACCACCCCCAGAUUUCGAUUCAAAUGCUUCAUCAUCAGAUGAGGAGAAUGUAAAAUCAAAUAAAAAACACAAAGACGAUGAAGAAUAUGAAAUUAUUGGUUUAAAACAACAAAAGAAGGCAUCAAAUAAAAAAUUGGAUCAUUUGCAAGAAAUUACACAGUUGUUAAAAAAAUGGUAUGGUAAUAUGGAUAAAGAGCUUAUUGAAAGUUUAACACAGUAUCUUAGACCUUUAGUAAACAAAACAUGGGAGACUAUGGAAAAGGAGGCAAAGGAUAGAAUAGAUAACGAAGCAAUGAAGGAAAGAAAACAACAACAUAAACAACUUUUAACUCAAUUCAAUUCUCUUUACUCAAACUUUUUAUUAUUUAAAAAAGGUUUAGAUACUUUUGAUAAGGAUGCUUUGGAAAAAUCAACAAUAUCAGCUUUACUUUUACAAUUACCUUUACAGCUUUCAAAAUCUUUAGAAAAACUUAUUCAAUCUUUAAAUAAAUCAUCAAUCUUAGAUUUUAUUGACUCUCUAGAAAAAGCUACAGCACAAUCACAAUUCAAAUUAAAACCUUUAGAUAAAAAAUUAGAAAAACAACUUUUAAUAGAUCAUAAAAAUGAAUUGCAAGAACAGUUGUUUAAUAACGAUGAAAAUGAUAUUUAUAACCAAUUUCAAAUGAUUGUAAAUCUAUUAUAUAUCCAAGUAAAGGGUCAAUAUGUUUUUUCACCACCACGUCAAAUCAAUUCACUUAUUCAAGCAAUUUCAAAAGACGAAUCAUUUGAUGAUCAAGAAAUUUCUAAUAACUUAAAUUUACUUUAUCAAUUAAUUAUUAAAUCCUUCAAACCCAAUAGUAACCAAAUCGAAAAAGAUGAACUUCAUCAAAACAUAUUAAAUUUAAUAAACCAUUUUAAAAAUUAUUUAAAAAAUAAUCUUUAA
Dictyostelium purpureum is the source of this 2187-nucleotide messenger RNA. RefSeq lists its product as uncharacterized. Gene Ontology annotation, cellular component: endoplasmic reticulum membrane. The record is from RefSeq and is a predicted model, not a curated record. Lineage: Eukaryota; Evosea; Eumycetozoa; Dictyosteliales; Dictyosteliaceae. The coding region runs from base 1 to 2187 and encodes 728 amino acids. The transcript has 5 exons. Gene Ontology annotation, molecular function: UFM1 ligase activity. Gene Ontology annotation, biological process: protein K69-linked ufmylation; regulation of proteasomal ubiquitin-dependent protein catabolic process; response to endoplasmic reticulum stress.